Molecule: messenger RNA, 1053 nt
Organism: Ziziphus jujuba (common jujube)
Lineage: Eukaryota; Viridiplantae; Streptophyta; Magnoliopsida; Rosales; Rhamnaceae
Product: single-stranded DNA-binding protein WHY2, mitochondrial
Exons: 8
Coding region: 131-856 (241 amino acids)
Biological process (GO): defense response; regulation of DNA-templated transcription
Molecular function (GO): single-stranded DNA binding
Source: RefSeq, a predicted model, not a curated record
UGCACAUAAAGUUGGUGCCCCACCACCCUCGGCGCCCAAAUCGCCUGCUCACUCCCCGAGCGGCUCUUGGCUUGUCUGACUGAGCUCUCUCUCUCUCUCUCUCUCUCUCUCUCUCACAGGUGUUUCAAAGAUGAUGAAGCUUUCUUCUCGUCUAAUCCAACACUCAAGGAACCAGUUGUCUAGAAAGCUCUUAUAUGGGAAAGAUGGUGAUGUUAAAGAUAUGCUAUCGUUGCAUUCAUUUUCACAUCGGGCUGGCAUUUCAACUUCUGGGCAGAAUAUUGCUGUCAAAGGAAGUAUAGGAGAUCGGAUAUUUGCUCCUUAUACUAUUUUCAAGGGAAAAGCUGCACUCUCUGUGGCUCCCAUGCUUCCAACAUUUACUAAAUUGGAGUCUGGUAGUCUUGUGGUUGAUCGCCGUGGUUCCAUAAUGUUGACAUUCAUGCCUGCCAUUGGUGAGCGCAAGUAUGAUCGGGAGAGGAGACAGGUUUUUUCUUUGUCUGCAACAGAGGUUGGAUCUUUGAUAAGCUUGGGUGCCGAUGAGUCUUGUGAAUUCUUCCAUGAUCCUUCAAUGCUAACGAGUAAUGCUGGACAAGUGAGGAAGAGUUUAUCCAUUAAGCCUCACGGAAAUGGUAGUGGCUAUUUUAUUGCAUUGAGUGUUGUCAAUAACCUUUUGAAAUCCAAAGAUAACUUGGGUGUUCCUGUCACAACUGCUGAAUUUGCCGUUAUGAAGACAGCUUGCAGCUUUGCAUUGCCUCACAUUAUGGGUUGGGAUCGGUUGACAAACAAAAUGCCAAGAGGUACAGAAGGGCAAACAUCUAUGAUUGAUCGGCAAGCUUUGAGUUUAGAGUGGGACAAAUGAGGCAAUAUGUGCCAAAUUCUCUUAGUGAUAUAGUGAUUUUAUCACUCAUUUUGCCAACUGUAAACGACACUUGAGCUUGUUAAAUCCUGUGCUUCCUGUACUUUCAUGUAUUUUGUUUCUUUUUCCAUAGAAGAAAUCGUUGUUAUGUGAAGUUCUUGGGAUUUACUCUAAAUAGCAAAAAUUGAAUGUGCCACCAA